AUGCGUGGGAAAUCAAGUUUCGUUGUUUUCUCCUUUUUGUUUUUGCUCACAAUAGUAUCAUAUAUUCCUCAAGGAGAAGCUCUUUCACUUGGUAAUUAUGAACACCAUGAAAUUCCAGUUCCGGUAGUUGGCCCGGAGAGUUUGACGUUUGAUUGCAACGGGGCAGUCUAUGCAGGGGUUGCAGAUGGCAGGAUUUUCAAAUGGCUAGGGAACCAAUAUGGGUGGAGCGAGUUUGCCACAACCUCCCCAUCUAGGUCAAGAGCACUGUGCGACGGCUCUACCAAUAAAGACAAUGAACCAACUUGUGGGAGACCUCUCGGCCUCCGGUUCGACCACCAAACCUGCGAGCUUUAUAUAGCCGAUGCCUAUUUUGGCCUUAUGAAGACCGGACCAAACGGCGGUGUAGCACGAGUGCUUGCAACUUCAGUAAAUGGAACACCUUUCCGGUUUACAAAUGAUGUGGACAUUAACCCUGUAACUCGAAUGGUUUAUUUUACUGAUUCAAGCAAAAUUUAUCAAAGAAGGCAAUGGGAGUCGUCAUUCAGCACUGGUGAUAGGACUGGAAGACUAAUGCGAUAUCAUCCAGAUUCUGGGGUAGUGGAUCUAUUAAUGGAUAAUCUAGCUUUCCCAAAUGGAGUAGCUGCGAGUCUAGAUGGUAAUUUCGUGCUAGUAACCCAAACUACAAGCAAAAACAUUCUAAGGUAUUGGGUUCGAGGACCCAGAAUGGGUCAAUCAGAAGUUUUUGCUACGACACAAGGUUUUCCUGACAAUAUCAGGAGAAACAUAAAUGGAGAUUUUUGGGUUGCAGAGAAUAGUGAUGGACAAGGUAAAGCAGCUAAAUUCGAUGCCUACGGGAAUUUCAUGGAAGCCAUAGAUGGACUCAAUCCUAUUAGCCAUGCUCAACAAUUUCAUGGUAAUCUUUGGAUUGGUUCGAUUGUAAAUCCCUUUGUGGGUAUUGUUCGCAACAUUGCAACUUAG
Messenger RNA from Argentina anserina (silverweed cinquefoil), 978 nucleotides. RefSeq names its product protein STRICTOSIDINE SYNTHASE-LIKE 10-like. Gene Ontology annotation, molecular function: hydrolase activity; strictosidine synthase activity. The record is from RefSeq and is a predicted model, not a curated record. The transcript has a single exon. Bases 1 to 978 code for a protein of 325 amino acids. Gene Ontology annotation, biological process: biosynthetic process. Gene Ontology annotation, cellular component: endomembrane system. NCBI's taxonomy places the organism in Eukaryota, Viridiplantae, Streptophyta, Magnoliopsida, Rosales, Rosaceae.